Messenger RNA from Fragaria vesca subsp. vesca, 2342 nucleotides. Its product is annotated as probable methyltransferase PMT10-like. Gene Ontology annotation, molecular function: methyltransferase activity. Lineage: Eukaryota; Viridiplantae; Streptophyta; Magnoliopsida; Rosales; Rosaceae. Gene Ontology annotation, cellular component: trans-Golgi network; cytoplasm; endosome. The transcript has 9 exons. The record is from RefSeq and is a predicted model, not a curated record. The coding region runs from base 85 to 2046 and encodes 653 amino acids.
UUAACACACACACACACUUUGGUCCUGAAAUCCAAGCAAGUUUAAUAAAAGAUCCGAAAACCCGAAACUCGGAGUCGGAAAACCAUGAAGCUGGCCGCGACGGCGGCGGAGAUCUUGAAGACUCCGACCUUCAUCAAAAUAACGGCUAUUGCCAUCGCCUCCCUCACCCUCUUCAUCCUCGUCAACCACUACUCCGCCUCCUACUCUCCCCUCCCCUCCUCCGCCGCGACGACUCACUCUCUCGCAGCUUCUCCGCCGACGGAAUCAUCCUCUCGGCCGGCGUCUCCUCCUCUUCCUGCGCCAACACCGCCUCCACCUCCGCCGCCGCCGGAGGUGGAGAGGAUGGGGAUAGUGGACGAGAACGGCGCCAUGUCGGAGGAAUUCACGGUCGGCGAGUUCGACGAGAGCUUGGCCGAGGAGCUGAGGAAUGCGGGCGGAGGAGGAGCCGAGGAUGGGAGUGGCGGCAAUGGCGGUGGCGGUAGGGUUAAGGUUGACAAGUUUGGGGUGUGUGAUCAGAAAUUGACUGAUUAUAUACCGUGUUUGGAUAAUGUGGAGGAGAUUAAGAAGCUCAAUUCCACUGAGAGAGGCGAAAAGUUCGAAAGGCAUUGUCCUGGAGAAGGCAAGAGGUUGAAUUGCGUGGUGCCGAGGCCGAAAGGGUAUCAGAUUCGAAUUCCCUGGCCUCAGAGCAGAGAUGAGGUGUGGUUCAGUAAUGUACCCCAUAAAAGACUAGUUGAAGAUAAAGGUGGUCAGAAUUGGAUAGCAAUAAAGGGAGAUAAGUUUGUGUUUCCUGGAGGUGGAACACAGUUCAUUCAUGGGGCAGAUGAGUAUUUGGAUCAGAUUUCUAAGAUGAUUCCUGAAAUUGCAUUUGGCCGCAACACCCGAGUAGCCUUAGAUGUUGGUUGUGGAGUAGCGAGUUUUGGUGCCUUUUUGAUGCAACGGAAUGUGACCACUCUGUCAGUUGCGCCGAAAGAUGUCCAUGAGAACCAGAUCCAGUUUGCACUUGAGCGUGGUGUGCCUGCUAUGGUGGCAGUAUUUGCUACUCACCGCUUGUUGUAUCCAAGCCAGGCUUUUGACUUGAUCCACUGUUCAAGAUGUAGAAUUAAUUGGACUCGCGAUGAUGGAAUUUGGCUUCUCGAGGUUGACAGGUUGCUGAGAGCAGGAGGAUAUUUUGUUUGGGCAGCGCAGCCUGUUUAUAAACAUGAAGUAGCCCUACAAGAACAAUGGAAAGAAAUGGAGGACCUGACUACGCGCAUUUGUUGGGAACUUGUAAAGAAGGAAGGGAUGAUUGCCAUAUGGAGGAAACCUUUAAAUAACAGCUGCUAUCUUAGCCGUGAUGCUGGAGUGCAGCCUCCAUUGUGUGAUUCCAAUGACGAUCCAGACAAUGUUUGGUAUGUUGGUUUGAAGGCAUGCAUCAGUCGGUUACCUGAAAAUGGUUAUGGAGCAAAUGUUUCAAUGUGGCCUGCACGGGUUCAUGAUCCACCAGACAGACUCCAGAGCAUAAAAUUAGAUGCCUACAUAUCUAGAAAAGAAAUCUUCAGGGCAGAGGCGAAGUACUGGAACGAAAUAAUUAGCGCUUAUAUUGGUGCUUACCAUUGGAAAGAGUUAAACUUCAGAAACAUAAUGGACAUGAGGGCUGGAUAUGGAGGGUUUGCAGCAGCAUUGCAUGACCUCGGGCUAGAUUGUUGGGUAAUGAACGUUGUUCCUGUGUCUGGGUUCAACACCUUACCGGUUAUUUAUGACCGUGGACUUAUUGGAGUCCAGCAUGACUGGUGUGAGCCAUUUGACACUUAUCCAAGAACAUAUGACUUAUUGCACGCAGCAGGUCUCUUUUCUAUUGAGCAGAAGAGGUGUAAUUUCUCAACCAUCAUUCUUGAAAUGGACCGAAUGUUAAGGCCUGGGGGACGGGUUUAUAUACGCGACUCUGUGUCUGUACUCGGUGAGAUUGAAGAACUUGCAAGUGCAGUUGGAUGGGUGCCUGCACUACAUGAUACAGGAGAAGGACCCCAUGCAAGCUGGAAGAUCUUAAUAAGUGACAAGCGUUUGUGACAAUAUGAUGUAGUGCAAAGAUACUGGGGUCUUUUUCUGGAAAAGGGGGUCGAAGUGUCUCACCACAAGAAAGAAGCCACUGCAGCUAACUCACUGCACAUUUGAUGUUGUAUGAUCCGAAGAUCAGCUUGCACAAUCACUUUUGUUGUUUUUGAAAGGAAGAAUCCAAAAUGCACAAAAUUAGGCUGUCAAAGACUGAGAUGUGCAUAAAACUAACUGUAAUACGAUGAUAUUGUAAGACUUAUUUCACAACACAAAACAUUCCUCACACUUCAUUCAUAUAAAGAGUAAAAGCC